Homarus americanus (American lobster) is the source of this 3242-nucleotide messenger RNA. Its product is annotated as phosrestin-2-like. The coding region runs from base 113 to 1393 and encodes 426 amino acids. Gene Ontology annotation, cellular component: cytoplasm. Gene Ontology annotation, molecular function: G protein-coupled receptor binding. Gene Ontology annotation, biological process: G protein-coupled receptor internalization; signal transduction. The record is from RefSeq and is a predicted model, not a curated record. NCBI's taxonomy places the organism in Eukaryota, Metazoa, Arthropoda, Malacostraca, Decapoda, Nephropidae. The transcript is spliced from 10 exons.
GACUGAGUGGCGUACUCACGUGGCGGUGAGCCCCUUCAGUAGUGCCACCAGGACCAGCACCUCAGUCUGUGUCCACACUCGUCGCGGUAGCAGUCCCCCAGCAGUCUGGUCAAUGGUGUUUUCUUUCCAUGUGUUCCGUAAGAGCGCCCCGAAUGGCAAGGUGUCGGUGUACGUGGGCAGGCGGGACUACACCGACCACCUCACCCACGUAGACCCUAUAGACGGUAUGGUGUGGUUGGAGAAGGACUACGUGAAGGAUCGUCGGGUGUUCGCACAGGUGGUGAUGACCUACAGGUACGGGCGGGAGGAGGACGAGGUGAUGGGCCUCACCUUCGCCAGGGAGGUGGUGGUGGCAUCCGCCCAAGUCUACCCUCCAGCUCCUCUCCCUGCUGGACCUACCAGCCUGCAGGAGCGGCUGCAGAAGAAGCUAGGGACCAACUCAUAUCCCUUCCACCUGGAGCUCCCUAGAAACGCCCCGGCCUCUGUCACCAUACAGCAAGGGAAGGAGGAGACAGGUCGACCAUGUGGGGUACACUGGGAGUUGCGGGUGUUUGUGGGCACCAGCAACGACGAGCAGCCUCACCGCCGCUCAUGUGUCAGGCUCCUCGUCAGGAGGAUGCAGUACGCCCCGGCUAAACAAGGUCGUCAACCUAUGGCCUCCUGUGCCAAGGAGUUCCUGCUCUCUCCUGGCAAACUGCACCUCCAGGUCACCCUCGACAGGCAGAUCUACUACCACGAGGAGGCGAUCGGGAUGACUGUGAACGUGACGAACAACUCCAACAAACAGGUGAAGAAGGUGAAGGUGAGCGUGGUGCAGCUGUGUGACGUGUCGCUGGGACCCACCGGCCAGAUCAGAAACACCAUCUGCAGCAUCGAGUCACAAGUUGGGUGUCCAGUGGUGCCGGGGUCCUCACUCACCAGGACCUUCCGGCUCUCCCCUACCCUGAAGGACCACCGCCAGCGUCGAGGCAUCGCCAUGGAGGGGAGACUUAAGGUGGAGGACACCAACCUUGCUUCCUCCACUCUGUUCACCAACCCAAGCCACCGUGACCAGUUCGGGGUGGUGGUGUCGUACGUGGUGCGCGUCAAGCUCACUAUGGGCACCCUGGCCGGGGAGCUCAUCGCCGAGGCACCCUUCACACUCAUGAAUCCGCCCCCUGAUGACUACCUGGCCUUAGUGAAGGACGGGAGGCAGGAGAGCUUAGACGAGACGACGCGGCUGGUGAUCGAGGAGUGCCGUAGGAUGUCCAUGUCCGACCUGCUGAUGGGCACCCAAAAGUCACAAGAGUCCGUGGACAAGACCCAGGCGGAGACUCAGGCGAAGGAGGACGAGGUGUUCGCCAAGGAGGCUUCUUACCCGCCACUUCGUGAUGAAGAAGCCAAAAAGAAAUAGAACAUCCACGAUGAUGGUUCUUGUUUUGAUGGUGGGGUUACUUAAGGUGGCGGCACACUGGGCACUUUCCUGUAAACAUGUUUGGCAAACAUGGUCCGGCCAGCAAAACAAAGAGACGUUUGCGUCACACCAGGAUGUUUUGUUGGCGCGUCUGCCCAGCGCAACGAAAACAACAACAAAGCGUCUAGACGAGGUUCGCCAUGGAUCCCGUUACUACAGUUGAGGCCUUGCAGGAUUGUGCUAUAGUUCUUCAAUUGCUGAAACAAAUUAGGCAUCUGCAAAGGCUAAAGAAAAGACAAUAGGUGCGUCGUGAAGUUUCUUUAAAAGUGGCGGCGGCUGGCUGGUCAAAGAAGACCCUGAAUAAUGAUUUAAUAAUACUAUAAAAGUUUUAAAGUGACGAAUAAAUAGAAUUAUGUCACCAUUUGUGUGUCAUAUUUUAAAUCAUUAUUGUUUCAUGAUUUAUUUCAAAAUUUUCUUAAAAUUAUAUAAAGCAAAGAUCCACACCAAACCGUUGUCCAUUUCUCGCAACAGCAGAAAUCCUGCUGCUUGUUGGGCCGUAAGGCCAACGCCUAGCAAUACGGGCAACCUAUUUGGAGAAAAAUAUCCAGUGUGCCGCCACCUAUGAGGUACAAGUGGUGAGUUAACAGUGCUCGAGAAGAACUUUAUAAGUACCUGUUUAAUUAAGACCACCUACUAUAAGAUAGUGGACUUUGUAAAAAAAUCAGAUUUCUCACAGAGACAACGCAGUUUACAGUAAAUUUAAUUAUAAAUUCCACCACGGUGGUCGAGUCCUGGUCACGCCCAGGAUCAUGAAGAAUCUGUGGCAGAACUUCAACACCCCUAUUAUUGUUUUAUCAUUUUGUUGCCCUUAUUAUUAUAAUAUCUUAUCUAUCAGUAUUUAUUGGAGGCUUCUCCUUUUAUACUUCAGAAUGGGUGAUGCAAAAGUUACAACUGUCCUCUCCUCUCACACUUUCGCCUUCACUCAAUCCUUACACUCCUACUCGGCACCUACACCCUCUUGUCUCACCAACUAUCUUUUUUAUCAUUGUAGGCCUUACAUACUGUCAUCUCCACAAAUGCAUGCAUAUUCACUCCUAUAUUUUACUUGAAUAUCCUUUCCUUUAAUCUGAAUUUUCCAGUUAAUGUCUCUCACAGCAUUCUCCCAACAACACAUCCUUCCUUGAAAUUCUGCCUCGGCUGCUAACAUUCCAUUGUCUUCAUGUCGCAAUUCCGUGUUUCAUCAGCAGGCAACACACCUAAUACAAUAAUUCACACUUUAUUUUUCCCCCACUUUUCGGUAUUCUACUUUAAUUUCAGCUAUUUAUCUGCUCGUUAAAUGCAGAAUUGACAUGCAGUUCUUUCUAUUACAGGAGAUACUAGUUAUAUAUAGCCUAUCUUACCUACUUACGGCAGCUUUCAUUCCAUAAAAUACUUACUACACCCCCACGAAUUUCCGUAUCAACUGUGACAAACGGAUACGUUAUACAGUGUACUUGUUUUUGUUUUACAACAUAAUUUCAAUAAACAUUCUCAUAGUUAUCAUGUUGAAACAGUGUUGUCUCCUUUAAGUCCUCCAGUUUUAACCAUCGUCUUGUGAAUCCUUAAUUCUCUGUCGCCUCGCCUCUUUUACCUGUAGACUGUCUUGAGAAAAUUCCCCUCUCUGUGUGGUGGUUAAGUUAAACGGCCCUUCUGUGCAUUCCAUUUUACGUAUUACUUGAGAUAUGUUAAACACUUAUUUACAACCUCACCCUCAUCUCCACGAGCCUCGCUGCAUCAUCCCUUCUUGUCAAUUUGUUUUAUUUGUACUGGUAUAAAAAUACUGCCAUCCAGAUGUAUUGUUCAGCCUCUA